GCGCGAAGCCAUGAAGCUCGAGAACCGCCUCGUGCACGCUGAGACGAGUUUACGUCGGUACGUUGUCGAGAAGAAGGAGCGGCGCACGAGCAACCCCAGUCUACUGGCGGAGAAGCGGCGCUCGGUCAACACGGCGACCGUGGCGCCCGAGCCAUCGCCGACAAUUGACGUGGCCAGCGUCAUGGCGCCGUACGAAGCUCGUUUGCGCAGCCUGGCGGUCGAGCUGGAAGCCUCCCGCGACGUCGAGACCAAGUAUGCUGCGGCGAUGGAAACCAUCGAGGACCAGAAGACCCAGAUUGAGGACCAAAAGACUCAGAUUGAGGACCAGAAGACCCAGAUCAAGGACCAGAAGAGCCAGAACGGGAGUCUGCAGGCGCAGAUCGAGAGCUUGAGAGUGCAGAACGAAAGCGACAAGGCGCGCCUCAGCGGCUUGGAAGAAGAGCAGAUCGAAGAGCGUGCUAUCUUGGCAUCCAUGCGCGAGUCCAUGGGCCACCUCAAACAAAACAUCGCAGCCCUCGAAGAUGCUCUGGCCGAGGCCCAAAGUCAGUCUACGAUCAGCUGUGACUUGCGAGGUCGUCUAGUCGCGCUGCACCGAUGCAUGGUGGUGCCCGGCAACCAGGCAGACGAACCAGAAGCAAGUGCAGACGAUGAGACGCAGCACUUGGUAGAAGCACUCGACCACGUGCUCGAGCUUCUCAGCGAGCUGAAGAAUCAGCAGCCUCUCUCAUGGCUCCAGCGUCCCACAUUCCUGACGCUUCCUGGGCCCAACGACGACAUAGCCGAAAACCGAAACACGUCGCUCGACAAGCGUACGUUGACAGAGCCUAUUCAGCGCCUUAAAGAAGUCUACCAUGCUGCGUCCGAGGCUGACGUCAUGGGGCUCACCGAUUGGCUUCAUAACGCCAAGCGAGGGACUGGCAUUGGCCGUCCCUUCCAAUUGUACGACCUGUCGCCAAACGAGGUACACGGCGUCCUUACACAACUUACACCGCUGCUACAGCAACAGUGCGGUGCCCCUAUCCAGGCCCAACGCACCAACCGCGUCAUCUACAACACAGAUCUUAGUUUGCGCGCACUAACAACGUCAGAAAAAUGACCUUCCUUUUGACAACCAC
Molecule: messenger RNA, 1115 nt
Organism: Saprolegnia parasitica CBS 223.65
Lineage: Eukaryota; Oomycota; Saprolegniomycetes; Saprolegniales; Saprolegniaceae
Exons: 3
Coding region: 11-1096 (361 amino acids)
Source: RefSeq, a predicted model, not a curated record